AUGCACGUGCGGCGUGCGCGAACACAACGAACUGCCGAGCCAAGCCUGAUUGGCCAGCGGGCUCUGUGCUAUAACGCGUGGACACGGGAGGAUCCCGUCGGUCCCAAGAGACUGGCGGGCGAGGAGAGUCGCAGCUCGUUCACCGCCACGGCGCGUGUGGAAGUGACAGCGCUACUUAGAGGUCGCAUGCUUAUCAAGGACCUGCAGCUCGGCAGGGAGAAGAAGCUGAUCUGCGGACGUGUCAUGAUGAAGGAGCGGCUAGCAACGUACGUGCCGUCCAAGAAGCCCGAGAAGUACCCGUACAUCCUUCACAUUCUACUCGCUGAUGAGAGCGGCGCGGUACACGUGUUCUUCUGGCAUCAGAUGGCGCUGGCGUGCGUGAGCAGCGUGCGAGAGAGCGACGUGCUGGUGUGCCGUAACUUCAAGGUCAAGAUCUAUCACCGCGACCGGGACGCGGUCGAAGUGGCGCUGGACCCUUGCUCCGAUCCCACUGAUCACAUCCACGUCUUGCCAGAGACGCUCUGUCCGACUGCGCUGCUGGAUCGCUUGCCACGGCUCGACGACAACUUCAGGACGCUAUCCAGCCUGCAGCGGCAGCGACGCCAGAGUGUACCUUUGAACGAGGAGUUCUCCGUUGCCGCUCUCAUCGUGUAUGUGUGCCCAUGGCAACGAUACCGGGACGUGUCGGUGCCGGAGGAGUUCUUCCAAACGCGGCUACUGGCCGUGCGAGAUGAGAGUUCGGAUCAGCUUCUCCUGCUGCGUGUGUAUGCCUUCUCAGAUGAGAAGCUGUUCUACGGUCUACGCGCCGGCCAGCUGUUGGUAACAACCCACUUGUGUGUCGGGAGAGUUGGAAGCGACGACGCAUUUCAGUAUGAUGGGCCAGGACGUUUUGACGAGCUGAUGGUGGUCACCACGUCAUGCAGUUCCCAGUUAUACACGUUUGAGCAGUCAGACACGACUGAUGUCACGUUCACUGCCUCCGUGCUGCAGUCGCGAUUCUGCCGCCAUGACAAAGUGCUGAAGUCCGCUCACUGGCUGGACGGAGCGGACAGCGUUCGGGUGAUGUCUCCGCCAGUGGAGUGCAAGGACUUGUGCUUUGAUCGUCUUAUCCCCCUGCCCGUACCGCUGGACAUUAGUCACCAACAGCUCCAUGACAUUAUACAGUUGCGGAAUAACUUUGAGAUUGUAUCGAGCGAAGAUCUGGCUCGUGUCAUUUCUGCAUUGGACUAUCGCGAGAGUAAAGUGGUGAUAUUUCAUGCAACGCUGGCUUCAAUCUCCUUCUCUUGUACAAUGCAGCACCAGCAGCAGGUACAUGGUGCUGCUCAGCCAACAGCAGCGGCGAGUGCAGUCGCCACAUCAGCCCAGGCAUCUGCGGCCGAUCAGCUCGCAGAGCAGACACACUCAGCAAACAACAGCACGACAGCAGCAGAGGCAGCAAGCCAAGCACCUGGCAUGCACACGGCACUACCACACCGGCGGAGAAGAAGAUUCAUCGCGGCGUCAUCAGACGAUAGUGAAGACAAUACAGCUCGUCACCGUUCCGUGCAUGGCCGACCACCACCACCAGCAGCGGCGGCGGAUAAUGUGCAUAUUGAUCACAGCCACGCAUACGGUACCCGUGUUACAGCGCACGCGGAGAGCCAGGGUACCCGUGCUACAGCGCACGCGGAGAGCCAGGGUACCCGUGCUACAGCGCAAGCAGAGAGCCAGGGUACCCGUGCCACAGCGCACGCGGAGAGCGGCUUCAGCGAGAUGAGAGAUUCCGAGCAGACGUUGAGCAACGAACGCCGCAACCCACUGGCCGUCCAGCCUCAGCGUCAUGCCAUGCUUACUCGCACUCGAUUACGCCCUCGUGUGCACAGCGGUGGGACAACCAGUCAGGGUACUGACAGCGGCAUGCUGGUCGAUGACAGCUCCGCCGUACCAGCUAGCCAGUCUGAAGACAGUGACGAGGACAACACUCCGUUACCCAAGGUGAGGCGACUUGCACACACCAGCUCGUAUCAGAACAGUGCUGCUAGCAGCUCUCGCCAAAGACCUAGCUCCGCUGCUAGAGUUGUGAAUGCAGGGCAGGACGGCAAUCGGAGUGUUUCCCGCCAGCCACAGGUGUCGAUACCUAGACGAACCGCUGACUCCAGUGCUAGCAUGAGCCAUGGUCGUGCUGGUGUUUCUCCUGGUGAGCCCUCCACGGUUGCUAAUGAUGGGUCAUCAAACGCACAGCAGCAGCAGCAACAACAACAGCAGCAACAACGGCAGCAACAGCAACAACAACAGCAGCAACAACGGCAGCAACAACAACAGCAGCAACAACAGCAGCACAACCAGCAACAACCACAGCAACAACAGCACCACCAGCAGCAGCAGCAGCAACCCACUCCUAUUCGGCAUUCUUCCAAGCGAGCAGUACAGGACAUCCCGGGCGACAUUGCCACCGUGGAGUGCUGCCAUCGCAAGCCCGACACCAGCCCGGCAGAGGAGCUGCAUGAGUGGACGCUGGAGCUGCUCUCGCUGAACCAGGAUCUGCUGGUGCGCGUGCCGCUGCGCUACCCGCACGCCCUGUCCAUGCUCUACCGGCUGGACUGGCACGCCUACGCCGCGGACACCACACCGGCUCACAUCGUCUGCCGCGGCGUGGCGCCGCAGUUCAGGAUCGCCAGCCCCGGCGACGUUCGCGUGGCCAGCCGCUUUCUGAGUGCGGCCGCCACGCAGCUGCGUGACCGUCGUCUUCUGGUCCUGCUGGACGUGUGCAGAUUGUCACGUUCUCACGUCCACGAGACGUUCAUGGGCUGUCUGAUGAGUGAAGACGUUUAGGUUUAUUUCAUGAGAGAUUACAAGUAUACCAAUCCUAUAGUUAUUAUGACAAGGUAGUGGUGGCGACUAUUUGACUUUGUAAUAGUAGAUCUACACAUUGAACUUGAAACCCGACUGGACAAUAGUUAUGAACUAACAGAAGAAAUCUAUAGACAAGGACAAUAGCUGGCUACUUGUUGGUAAUAUCUAGUGUGGUUGAGAGCACCUACUCCACGCGCUGUGUGCUGUAUGCGCGUACCCCCUUCUGCUAGUGCAUGAUUCACUGCUGCAGUGGUUCAUUUUUGCUUUGUAAUACCUCAAAGUCAAGUUAGCACUGGCCUCGCUUGGUUUGAAACUGUCCCUCGUGCUGGUUUUCAUGUUGAUCUCUCUGUUAGUCUGCCCCCCCCCCCCCCCCCCCCCCUCCUCUCCCUCUCCCUCUCUCAAAUACUUUCCACUGUCCUAUGGCAGCUAGCUUGAUUGAGUCCUGACUCUACAUCUCCACUACCAUGUAGUAUUAACCCAUAGAGACAGAGCACAGCUGGAGCAGUGGCAAUGCGACUGCUGAUUUCUUUCAUCAACAUUGGAAUAAGAGACAUUUUUUAUUCAAGACAAACACAGACUCACUGCACCACGGUUUCUUUAAAGUAUUUAGGGGCCUUGAGAUUUCCGCUCUGGUUAGGAAAUGAUUGUACAGACAUUAUUAUAGUAUUCGUAGGGUUUUAUUGUGUCUUGGCUGUGUCCAAUGGACGUUUCAUACAGUAUGUUUGGUUUUCUGGUGCUGUAGCGUAAUCCUGGCGACGUACCGCAAGAAUCUGA
Sycon ciliatum is the source of this 3606-nucleotide messenger RNA. RefSeq lists its product as uncharacterized. Gene Ontology annotation, biological process: regulation of DNA repair. The transcript has 5 exons. Lineage: Eukaryota; Metazoa; Porifera; Calcarea; Leucosolenida; Sycettidae. Gene Ontology annotation, molecular function: single-stranded DNA binding. The coding region runs from base 1 to 2811 and encodes 936 amino acids. The record is from RefSeq and is a predicted model, not a curated record. Gene Ontology annotation, cellular component: replication fork.